CAGCACGCCUAAAGGCUGAGUACCUUACACCGUCUCUAUAGUACGAAGUGUCACCAUUUUAUCGUUAACGUGCCCGAUACCUGUCUGGAGACAAUGAUAUGACAACUCCAUGGAAACAGUUGACAGAACUCUAUCUGUCGAGAUUUUCUUAUCUCUGGAUACAGUUCGAACAUUGCAAUAUUCACACCAGUCGGAUGUUACUUCGCUUUUACAAUACCCACACGUGACUGUUAGAUGUGAUGUCGCCUUUACAAUACCCACACGUGACAGUUGGAUGUGACGUCGCCUUUACAAUACCCACACGUGACAGUUGGAUGUGACGUCGCCUUCACAAUACCCACACGUGACUGUUAGAUGUGACGUCGCCUUUACAAUACCCACACGUGACUGUUAGAUGUGACGUCGCCUUUACAAUACCCACACGUGACAGUUGGGUGUGACGUCGCCUUUACAAUACCCACACGUGACAAUUUGAUGUGACGUCAUCUUCACAAUACCCACACGUGAUAUUUGGGUGUGACGUCGCCUUUACAAUACCCACACGUGACUGUUAGAUGUGACGUCGCCUUUACAAUACCCACACGUGACAGUUGGAUGUGACGUCGCCUUUACAAUACCCACACGUGACAGUUGGAUGAGACGUCACUUUUACAAUACCCACACGUGACAGUUGGAAGUGACGUCGCCUUUACAAUACCCACACGUGAUAGUCGAAUGUGACGUCGCCUUUACGAUACUCGCAGGUGCAAUUUGGUGUGAUGACGCCUUUACGAUACGCACACGUGACAGUUGGGUAUGACGUCAUCUUUACCAACUUUACAUAAUCACACGACUACAACUCUCAGUGGGUAACCACAGGGACCAGUCAGUGUUUACCUGUUAGGGACCGGUCAGUGUUUACCUGUUAGGGACCGGUCAGUGUUUACCUGUUAGGGACCAGUCAGUGUUUACCUGUUAGGGACCGGUCCCUGUGUGUAUAACGUAUACGUACUAACCAGGGGUGUGUGUGACAUGUGGCGGAACAUUGUAAUCAGUUCUGUACGUGCAGUGUCAUAUUAGGGUUGGUAUAAGGACGGGUGAGUGCGGUACAGCGGGUAACACCCACUUCUCUCUGGUGUAAAGUGACACUUUCUACGUCAGUCAGAAAGACCAGAUGAUUGCGAGGAAUGAAUAUUAAUGUGCCACUUCCGUCAGAACAAUCGACAUUCCGGAAAUCGCCGAGCGAGGGUAGCGCCAAGUCUUCUGAUAGGUCUUCUGACCUUGACACCUCCGAUCCACCUGCCAAGUUCAGGGACCACUUUAUCAAAGCUGACUUCAUCCUCGUUGUCAUCUUUACCAAAGAGAAACUAUUCCACGUCGUUUGACCCCGAACAUCAGGGUUACAAUGAUAUCCGCUUCCUGGCGGAGUUAGUUAAACCCCUGCAGUACAGACUCCGUGUGUCAAAGAAGGAGAGGCGCGAGAAGGUCAUCAUUCCGUCCAAACAUGGCUAUCACCCCAGGAGUCAGUCACCUACUUUUAAAAUGCUUCUGGAGGCCACAGAAAAACUCAAUGUUCUGUGUGAGAACGAUUCUUUGGAGGGACAGGUGAGUCGGGAGUAUUCCAAUAACAUGACUGUAGAAGGUCCCCUCAGUCCGCUCAGAUACAGUGAACGGUUAAACCGAGUCAGUAAUGGCCGAGGUAAACCAAGUCAAACCUAUAUAACGGAUGUGGCAACGACCAGGAAAACGCUUCCUAAAACUGACCAUGUAAUCACUGAAAAACUUGAAAUUCCGAAACAUUAUCCCAAAAGUGAGGAAGUUAUAUCUGAGGAGGGGGAUAUCACAGACUCUAACUCCACCAAAUCGGACGAGGUUUAUUUCAAAGUGGAUUUUAAGGAAGAAGAUGCGCACGCCGAACUUCACUUGUUUCUUCCGCACAUAUCUGAGCCGGUAACUGGCCGCGGGACCUCACCCGACGCCAAAAAUGGAACUGUUAACGGCAAAGGUGGCAAUGGCGAUCGGGUUACUUUACCUUCGUUACCCCGCCAAUCAAAUAUGACGUCACAAAAAACAUAUCUUUCUAAGAAAGCAAAUAAUAAAAACAACGCCAAAAAGAAAAAGAAGAAAGUGGACAACAGGUGUCCAUCCGCUAAAGACAGUGACCGCAAGGUGAAUGACCACUUGAACGAUGUGCCCACUCUGAUAUCCAUGAAUUAUGAGAACGGACACCACGAAAGGCGUGACCCGCACAGUGACGACACAAUUUGUGACGUAGCUAACUGUCCUUUCCACUCCCUGAUGGCAUUGGCUAGGGCUGAAACGUAUGUGUAAUGCUGAUAGUGCGCAUGUCAGGAAGUGGUCGUGAAGGCGAUUAUACGCGUGACCAGACGGACUGUUCAGUUAAGAAGGAAAAUGUGUUUAAUCGCUAUGUGCGUAUAUUGGGUUAACUUGUAGGACAGUAAACACCGGCUGAUGUCUGUGAUUUUUCUGACCGAAUGUAAACGAAAGGAGUUAACUUGUAUGACAGUUAACACGAGUUAACACGACAGUUAACACGAGUUAACACGACAGUUAACACCAGCUGAUGUCUGUGAUUUUUCUGACCGAAUGUAAACGAAAGGAGUUAACUUGUAUGGCAGUUAACACCAGUUAAUGUCUGUGAUUUUUCUGUCAUGAUGAACACUCCCAUUGGUGGUGGCUCAUUGUCUUCAUGUACUCCAUAAAUAUCGUCUCUGUGACGUCAUUUCUCUGUAAACUAGUGUACCUCUUAAGCACGUGGUCUUGUAAAAGGUUACGAAAUUCUACAUGUGCCAAUAUGCUGUUAUUUAUCAUUUAAUUUAUUAAACACUAUGCAAUGUACGUGACACGUGAUAUGUGUUUACAGAAACAAUUAAAAUAUAUACCAAUGUA
Molecule: messenger RNA, 2889 nt
Organism: Pecten maximus
Lineage: Eukaryota; Metazoa; Mollusca; Bivalvia; Pectinida; Pectinidae
Exons: 2
Coding region: 1177-2310 (377 amino acids)
Source: RefSeq, a predicted model, not a curated record